Olea europaea var. sylvestris is the source of this 1528-nucleotide messenger RNA. RefSeq lists its product as uncharacterized. The coding region runs from base 125 to 679 and encodes 184 amino acids. The record is from RefSeq and is a predicted model, not a curated record. The transcript has 5 exons. NCBI's taxonomy places the organism in Eukaryota, Viridiplantae, Streptophyta, Magnoliopsida, Lamiales, Oleaceae.
UCCACUAUCUCACCAGAAAGGUACUCCCACUCUCACACCUGCGCAUUGAUAUGUCACUGGAAAUUUGACUCGUUAAGAAGCGCGGGAAGCUCUCAUUAAUACCACGCUUAAGUGCAGAGAGAGGAUGAACGAUUCAGGCGCCAUUCUGUGUCAGAUCUCUUCUCUCAAGGACAUGCUUGAUCAGGUGAAUGAAGAAAUCGAAGCGAGCAUCCAGAUAACCAGAGAAAUUGAAUCGGAAAUGGUCAAGUGCGGGGAAAUCGAGUGCGCUUUAGCUGCUCGUGAAUCUGAGUUGAUGAAAAUGGGUUAUACGUUGCAGUCCGAGAUCACUGGUUUGAUCACUGUCGCUUCUGAUUCAAGAAACUCUCUGAAAGUCAUGGAGGAUGGCGUACAUUGUUUAAAAAAGAAGCGAGAUGAAACAUCGAAAAGAUUGAAUAACAAACGAGAAGGAUUCAUUACAUCAUGCCUAGAUUUUCAGAAGUCCAUUAAUAGCAGGGAAAAUGAUGAACUGAAGCCUUUGCUGUCAGAGAGAGAGUUUCUAGAACAUGAAGUUCACAUUUUAGAUAAGAAAAAUAACAUUUUUGCAAGUUCAGUGUCGGCAUUUGUGGAGGAGAUUGUUGAAGAUAUCCAUAACUCGAUUUCUGGAAAGGCCAUGGCCAAUCCAUAUCAAGAACUCAAAUGAUUGAAGUUCACAAGAUAUAAAACCACAAUUGAUCUUUGAAAGUUAAUGCCAAUUUGUUGCUAUAUUGUCGAGCUUUUCUGAAGGUAAGAUUUUUCAUUAGCAAAAUGAUGAAGAACACUAUGGAAAAACUAUUAAUACUUAACUGCUAAGUUAUUCUUUUAUGUGCUUACAUUUUUCUUUUAGAUUGACCUAAAACCUUAGGGAUAAUAAUAUCUAAAAUUUUUUUAAUUUAGAAAAUAGAAAAAAGCUUUACCUAUAUUUAGCUUAUAUCUAUAAAUAUUCAAGCCACUUUAAUCCACACAUUUUGAGGGACAUACAAUUGCUACUCACUUAUCUACCCCUUAUUUUUAUAUAUUUAUAAUUUAAACAGUUUAUAAAUGCUUUCGGAAACAUGCUUCUAUUGUCAAUAAAGAAGAAACUAUUGAAGAUAGUGCAAGUAUUGAAGAGUUUUCUAUAUUUGCGAGGAUUGUCCAGGAAUAAGCAAGCAAGAAAUUCAUCUCUUCUUGUAGCUAAAUGUGUAAAUGUCCUAUUCAACAUCAACAGGAAUAUCAUCUGAAGAGGCAUAGAAAGAUUGAGAACGCUCAAUCCUAGAGAUGAAAGUGGAAUCACAAAAACAGGGAAAGAGAAUGAACUAAAACAGAGCGGAUUUUCCACCUUAUGCUUAUAGUGAUCCUGGGAUAUUGUAUCUCUUAUAUUUUUCUUGUUUGGAUAUAGUGGAGAUAUUGAGACAUUGCAGUAAUUUGUGUUGCUGUGUUCUGCAGCUUUGCAUGUUGAGAUUGAAAGUGGGAGCAUUGAGAAUGAGAAAUUACUCAAGGAUAUCGGGGAGCUGAAGUCAACAUUGCUUUCAAC